Messenger RNA from Pediculus humanus corporis (human body louse), 381 nucleotides. Its product is annotated as mitochondrial 50S ribosomal protein L52, putative. Gene Ontology annotation, molecular function: structural constituent of ribosome. Gene Ontology annotation, cellular component: mitochondrial large ribosomal subunit. The record is from RefSeq and is a predicted model, not a curated record. Bases 1 to 381 code for a protein of 126 amino acids. Gene Ontology annotation, biological process: mitochondrial translation. Lineage: Eukaryota; Metazoa; Arthropoda; Insecta; Psocodea; Pediculidae. The transcript has 4 exons.
AUGGCGGCUAGUCGUACUUUUAACAUAAUUGGUAGUAAAAUUCCAAAACACUGUAAACAAAGUUUUUCUACUUCUACUUGUAUUCAAAAUAAAUGGAGACUACAAAAUGGGCUUGAACAAAAUACUACAUCUUACUCUCCAUUAACAAAACUCCCCGACUAUUCUUUUGUCGAUGGAAGACCUAUUAUUCUUAGUUGGAGAAAAGUACAAUUGUUAGAAAGGGAGAAGCAAAUAUGUGAAAAAAUUUCUAGGUUAAGCAAUGAAUUAGAUGUCGGUUUGAAAAAUUAUUAUGAAAAACAAAAAGAAAUUGAAAAUCGUAAGCAAAAAAUAUUAGAUAAUAAACUUAAGCCAAAAGGAAAAUCACUUCUUAAAAAACUUUGA